AUGAGCUCAGGAGCACGACUGCAAGAUAGUGCAAUACAUGAAAACAUCGGUUCAUUAUCAUCGUCAUCAGAUGAUAAACAAGAAGCACUUUCAUUAUGUUCUCAAUAUCAAGAUUCUAUCAAAAAAGAUAUAUUAUCAAAUGAUCGAAACAUUAUUUUUGAUAAAGCACUUGGUAAAAUGUUAAUAAGAAGCUUUUAUUUGAUUCAACAUGAAUUUCCAUCGUCAGAUCAAUUUGAAUGUUUGAUCUCUACGUAUAAUCGUCAUCGAUGUAAAAUUAUAAUUAGUUAUGAAUCAUCGUGUUCAUGUAAAACCUUUAGAAAGAAUAACGUUUGUAAACAUUUUCUUUUUGUACUCAAACGUAUAUUUAAUGUGGAUCUUCAUUCGUUGGAUAUUCGUCUUGCAAUCAUGGAACAUCAUCAAUUUACGAAUGCUGAUUUAGAAUAUAUUUUUCAAGGACAAGUUCGUCGACUUUGUUCAGUUACUUCACCAUUAUUACAAUUAGAUACAAAAGAAAAUUUAGUGUUAAGCUUUAAACGUCAAUCCAUUGGUUUCGAAGAUGUUUGUCCAAUAUGUUUUGAACGUUUAAUUAUAAAAAAUAAGAAAUUGGUUACGUGUUUUUAUUCAUGUGGUAAAUCGAUGCAUAAAACUUGUAUGAACGAAUGGAAACAUACCAAAGGAAAAGCAACUAAUUGUCCAUAUUGUCAAGUUCAUUGGAUAGAUCCAUCAGCAGCACAAAAAACCGUACUUGAUUAUUAUGCAAAACGUGCUCAUCCCAUCGAGAAACGUGAAAAAUAUUUUCUCUGUUGUUUAUAUACUUCAUCAGAUGGUGCCUAG
Messenger RNA from Rotaria socialis, 834 nucleotides. The record is from the annotation of a GenBank genome assembly. NCBI's taxonomy places the organism in Eukaryota, Metazoa, Rotifera, Eurotatoria, Philodinida, Philodinidae.